Molecule: messenger RNA, 5872 nt
Organism: Prionailurus viverrinus (fishing cat)
Lineage: Eukaryota; Metazoa; Chordata; Mammalia; Carnivora; Felidae
Gene: POLK
Product: DNA polymerase kappa
Exons: 15
Coding region: 346-2937 (863 amino acids)
Biological process (GO): error-prone translesion synthesis
Cellular component (GO): nucleus
Molecular function (GO): damaged DNA binding; DNA-directed DNA polymerase activity
Source: RefSeq, a predicted model, not a curated record
AGUGUUUAUGACGAGCCUACUGAGCUUGCGGGCCCGGACGUGAGAUAACUCUCCGCUGAGGAUGCCGGGCCUGCCUUCCAUGGCGGUUUCCUGGAAGCCGGGGAGUAUCGAGCCGCUUUCCUGGGUGGGGAUGUACGGGGCUCUUCUGCUUCAACCACGGGCCAGGGGUUUGCGACCUUUCUAGUGAGAAGGAGGUUUCAUUCUGCCAACCCCACCCCCCUGCAAAUUUUGACGGUCUUUCAUCUCGCUCUUGAGAAGUUAAACUUAGCGCUUGACGUUUCCCGCCUUUGAAGGAAGAAUUUUCAGUCACUUCUAACGUAAUAAAAAAACCUUUAAGUUUAUACCAUGCAUAGCACCAAGGAGAAGAAUGACAACAACAAAGAUGACCUUCUGCUUAGGAUGGGACUUAAUGAUAAUAAAGCUGGAAUGGAAGGAUUAGAUAAAGAGAAGAUUAAUAAGAUUAUAAUGGAAGCCACAAGGGGGUCCAAAUUUUAUGUAAAUGAGCUCAAGAAAGAAAAGCAAGUCAACCAACGAAUUGAAAAUAUGAUGCAACAAAAAGCUCAAAUUACCAGCCAACAGCUAAGGAAAGCCCAAUUACAGGUUGACAGAUUUGCAAUGGAAUUAGAACAGAGCCGGGAUCUGAACAAUACUAUAGUGCACAUUGACAUGGAUGCUUUCUAUGCAGCUGUAGAAAUGAGGGACAAUCCAGAACUGAAGGAUAAACCCAUUGCUGUAGGAUCAAUGAUGAUGUUGUCUACCUCGAAUUACUACGCAAGGAGGUUUGGUGUUCGUGCAGCCAUGCCAGGAUUUAUUGCUAAAAGACUCUGCCCACAACUCACUAUAGUGCCCCCAAACUUUGACAAAUACCAAGCUGUGAGUAGAGAGGUUAAGGAAAUACUUGCUGAUUAUGAUCCCAAUUUUAUGGCCAUGAGUCUUGAUGAAGCCUACUUGAAUAUAACAAAGCACUUACAGGAAAGACAAAAUUGGCCUGAGGACAAAAGGAAGUAUUUCAUCAAAACAGGGAACUCUCUAGAAAAUGGUAAACCUGGAGAAGAAGUGAAUAAAGUGAGUGAGCAGGAGCGAUACAUCCCUCCACUACUCUUUAAUGACAUUCCUCCUGAUUUGCACCCCCAAGGAAAUCCUUUCCAAGCAAACUCUGAAGAGCAAAAUAAUCCUCAAAUACUCCAAAAUGCGAUUGUUUUUGGAACAUCAGCCGAGGAAGCCGUAAAGGAAAUUCGUUUCAGAAUUGAGCAAAAAACAACAUUGACAGCCAGUGCAGGCAUUGCCCCAAAUACAAUGUUAGCAAAAGUAUGCAGUGAUAAGAAUAAACCAAAUGGACAAUACCAAAUUCUCCCCAAUAGAGAAGCUGUGAUGGAUUUCAUCAAGGACUUACCCAUUAGAAAGGUGUCUGGCAUAGGAAAAGUUACAGAGAAAAUGUUAAAGGCCCUUGGAAUUAUUACGUGUACAGAACUCUACCAACAGAGGGCAUUACUUUCUCUUCUUUUCUCUGAAACAUCUUGGCAUCAUUUCCUUCAUAUUUCCCUGGGUCUAGGUUCAACACUCCUGGCAAGGGAUGGAGAUAGGAAAAGCAUGAGCGUUGAGAGGACAUUCAGUGAGAUGAGUAAAGCAGACGAACAAUAUAGCUUGUGCCAGGAACUUUGCAGUGAACUUGCUCAAGAUCUGCAGAAAGAAGGAUUAAAGGGUAGAACUGUUACCAUUAAACUGAAGAAUGUAAAUUUUGAAGUAAAAACUCGUGCAUCUACAGUUUCAUCUGUUGUUUCUACUGCAGAAGAAAUAUUUGCUAUUGCUAAAGACUUGCUAAGAACAGAAAUUGAUGCUGAUUUUCCACAUCCCUUGAGAUUAAGACUUAUGGGUGUACGGUUAUCUAGUUUUCCCAAUGAAGAAGACAAGAAACAGCAACAAAGGAGCAUUAUUGGCUUUUUACAGGCUGGAAACCAAGCUCUGUCAGCUACUGGGCAUAUGCUAGAGAAAACUGACAAAGAUCAGUUUCUAAAACCUCUAGAAAUGUCUCAAAAGAAGAGCUUCUUUGAUAAAAAGCGAUCAGAAAGGAAAUGGAGCCAACAAGACACAUUUAAGUGUGAAGCUGUGGAUACACAAAGUUUACAGACAUCAGAUUCAUUCCAAGUUUUAAAGAAGAUGAACGAGAAUUUAGAAACAUCAGAGAAUUCAAAUAAGUCUCAGAUAUUUACCUGUCCCAUUAGCUUUAGGGAGCAAGGAAGCAUCAGUCUGGAAGGCUUUAAUAAACAAGUAGAUGCCUGUCUUGAUGGACCUUCAAUUAAUGAAGACCAUAAAAUGUUCUCAUGCUCACAUGCUUCCUCUACAGAAGUUAACAGGAAAGAAAAUGUACAUCAUUCUUUUUCACUCCAUGAGAAGCAGGAUUAUGAAACCCAUCAGAAGCAUUCAGGAAUCAAUUCAGUAGAUUGUGCAGAGCUAGUAGAGACUAAAGGUAACCCACCUAAAGCAGAAAGUGUGGGUGCUUUAAGUGAUAAGCACAGCAAAGAGGAAUGUGCUGUUUUUCCAAGAGAAUCGUUUAAUAGUGAGCAACAUUAUCAGAAUUCUUUCUCUACUGUUUUACUGGAAGAUAUGGGGUCAAGUCAGCAAGAAUCCCCCCAGCCUUAUUUACCUGAAGUGAUAAUAACCCAAGCUCUAGUUUGUCCUAUUUGUAACCUGGAACAAAAGACUUCAGAUCUUACCUUGUUCAAUAUGCAUGUGGAUAUAUGCUUAAAUAAAGGUAUUAUCCAGGAACUGAGAAAGGAUAGUCUAGCUAAUCAACCCACAAAAAGCACCAAAAGUACUGAUACCUCAGGCCAAGUACAAAAGACUGCAAGAAAAACAAAAAGGCCAGGAAUGUACUCAUCGUCAAAGAAAGUAAAACCAAACAGACCCAGACACACUCUUGAUAUAUUUUUUAAAUGAAUAUUGAACAUUUUACCAUGGAACAUUUUAUUCUUACUUGAAACUUGUUACUUUAUAGUCAACAAAUCUCUAGUUCUUCAUUAAGUUUACAAAUUCAUUUAGUGAAAGACAAGUGCAAUAAUUCCUUCCCAAAUGACAUUUCCUUCAUAUGAAUUUGGAAUAUAGACUAGUUUACUUCUUUACACAUUUUGGAUAACCAAGAGAAUUUCACUUCUAUUAUACAUCAAUCAGAAAUCAGUCCUGUUACAGAUCAUUUUAAAAUGAGAAAUUAGGAAUGAAAUCAGAAAGUGAUUUUUUUCAUAAUUACAUUUUAUAAUAAAUAUAAAAACAUAUUUAUAAGGGCUCUCAGAGGUUCUCACAAACCUAUGUUAGCAUAAUAAUAUUUCAGCACUUAACCACUUUGUUGGCAUUGGACUGCUAUAUUUGAUUUUGGUAACUUCUACAACUUCAUAUAUUCGUAGUUUACCUCCUGGGAUAUUCAAAUACCUUGUGAGCCUUCGUAAUUAAAAUUUAUUCUAAGUUCUAUGAAGAAUAUUAGCUGGGCAGAACAAGCCUGAAGGUUUCAUUAUCUUCAGGAAAAUGAUAUCACAGUAUUAUCUUCUGUGUUAAAAGAGUUCUUUAAAAUUUGAUUAUCCCUUUUAUUUUUUUAUUUAGAAUUCCUUUAUGAAUAAGCAUGUGGCUCACUUUAACAAUAUUUAGUGUAAGAUUCAAGGUGUUAGUUUGUGUAUAGGACUUUUAAGUGGUGGUAUUUCAUUUCUUGACAGUUAUGUUUAUACUUUACACAGAUCUAUACAAAAGGAUAAAUUGUAUGCUCACUUUAUUUUUAUUGUAACCCUUUAGAAAGAAGUAAUUCAAAAGAUUAAUGUGUAUUAAAGCAUCUCAUUCAUCUUAGUUAUAUUUCUAUCACAUUUUUGUUAAUAUUAAUGAAAGAAGAUAGCUUAAUAGAGAUCAUUGUAGUUACUGCAAAUACUUUUGUGCUAUUAAUAGAAUUUUUUUCAAAAAACAAUUAAUUUAAACAUGAAAUGGAAGCCAUUUUCUGUUACUCCUUUAAAGAACUGAAUCUUUUGCCUCAUAUUUUUGUUGUCUCUUUUCCUACUUUUCAUAUGUUAUAGCUCAUUAUCUGAAUUUAUAAAGAAAUAAUAUUUUAGGAAUAGGUUAAAUUAGAAUCUCAUACAGCUUUUGGCCAAAGUGGUAACUGACUUUAAAUUAUUGUAUUAUUAUAUUUAUUAUGCCAGUCUCAGGCCUAAUUAUUAUCAUAUGCUAUGGCAAGUUCAGAGUUCUUAUGUGAUUUAUAUAUCUCAGUUCUGUACAAAAUUAAGUUUAGUAAAGCACUGAUUUAAUGUCUUGAAAAGUUAAUAGUAUCAUAUUUUGUUUUUUCCAUCUUGCCUCAGAUUUAUUUUUACUGUAUUUUCAACUUUAAAUAUGAAAUUAUUUUCAGCUACGUGAUUCAUGUAAUUGAAUGUUAUCGUUUAGUAAUAUUUAAUAAUAAUUUAAAAUAAAAUUGGAAGUGUUUCAUUGAUCUUUUAGCCAAUAAAAAUGGUUUUCUUACUUUUCUACUCUUUUCCCACCUCUGAUUCUUUGUCUUUGAUUCUCUUUGCCCCGAAUUCUCUCCACAUUUUCUUCUAUUUAAUGUAUCCAACUUAUUUACUUUUCAUUAUGAUUUUGCUUUGGGGUAUUUUUAGGAAAUACAGCAAAACUACAAAGAAUAACCACCUAUGAUCUUAUCUACUUAGAGGGUCAGAACAUAGGGAACCACCUGAGAGAACAUAUUUGCAACACAUUUAACUGGCCCAAACUAGUAUCCAGAAUAUAUAAUCCAGAAGGUAAAAAUGACUCCUCUGUAUUAGUAAGAAAGAGACAGAUAGCCAAUAGAAAUUUGGACAAAAGACUUUAAAUGCCACUUUACAUAAAAAGAAGUCCAAAUGGCCACGAAAUAUGAAAAAUUCUCAGCCAUUUUAGAAAUAGGGAAAUAAAAAAUAAAACCACAAAGAAGUAUCACUACAUCCCUACCAGAUUCACAAAAAUGAAAAGAUCCAAUGAUAUUAAAUUUUGGUGAUGUUGUGGAGCAAUGUAAACUCUACUUUUGAAAACAAUCACUUUGGAAAACAGUUUGCCCUUCUUCAAUAAAUUUGAAGAUAUGUACACUUAACCUAGCAACUGCACUCCUAAAUAAACACCUUUGUUGGUUUUCUUCCAUUUGCUCUCCAAAUUACUGGCCAAAUUAUUGGCCCUUGGCCAUGCUUUUGUCUAGUAAGGGGCCAUGGCAAUGGGGAAACCACUACAGGAGAUUACAGGGAGGAAAGCAGAUGAAGUUGGGUAUUUAUUCCCACAUGUAAGUUUGGUAUGAUCAUCUUGAGCAGGUUAGGUCCCUUGACCGAAGGUCACAACUGUUUUUUUUUGUGUUUUUUGUUUUAAUGUUUAUUUUUGAGAGAGAGCAUAAGUGAGGGAGGGGCAGAGAGAGAGAGACAGAGACAGAGAGACAGAUGUUCCAAAGCAGGUUCUGCACUGAGACUGAGUGUGCAGAGCCCAACAAACUCACGAACCUUGAGAUCAUGACCUGAGCUGAAGUCAGAUGCUUAACUGACUGAGCCACCCAGGUGCCCCUAGUCACAACUUCUUUAUACUGUGUUCUCUGCUCUCUUCAGUUUCUGAUAAUCCUUUCCUUCCCUCACCCCAUCAGCCUGGGAGUGGCAACAGAGCCUUGCUCUUAUUAGUUUUGGGGUGCUGCGGUAUCUUUUGUGGUUCCCCCACACCUUUGUAAAUGGUCCUUAAAUUCAUCUCACAAUACAAACGUUUUUCCUGCCCAGAGCCCUAACUGAUACAAUGUCUUGGGGAAAAUAUUGAACAUGUUCCUUAGGAAGUAUGUACAAGAAUGCUCCUAGGGUCCCCUCCCUACGGAAAAUAAAAAAACAACCUCAAUGCAACCUGGCUAUAA